Messenger RNA from Trichoderma atroviride IMI 206040, 1155 nucleotides. NCBI's taxonomy places the organism in Eukaryota, Fungi, Ascomycota, Sordariomycetes, Hypocreales, Hypocreaceae. The record is from RefSeq and is a predicted model, not a curated record.
CAGGCUUCCGGAUCCUCCUCAAGUUGGGAACUCGUGGUUGCUGAGAAGAAAAUUCCGAAGAUGCCGUGCUAUGUUCGGACGGCCAUUGACAUAAACCGCAACUUUAUCGCCACAUACUACGCGUUUACGCGGGAAUCAGACUUUGACGCGAUAUUUUGGGUUCAGGCUGAUGACCUCAUGAAGUUAAACAAGAGCUUUGAGGAUAUUGCUAAAGCUCUUGAUCUCAUCGAAGAAGGCGAUCAAGGAAACAAAGCUAUCAGUCGAGACAAAGUUCUGGAAUGGUUUUGCGACCCACGGAAAAGAGAAGUUCGGGCAGCGGCAAAACUCACCGAUGUUGAUUCCGCAUUGGCAAAGUGGCUCAUUAUAUUUGAUAACGCUGAUGAUAUCAACAUUCUCCGGGAGUUUUGGCCUAUUGGCUCCUGUGGUUCCAUUCUCGUAACGUCUCGGGAUCCUACAGCCAAAUUGGACUUAGCAACCGCUCUGUCCCUGGCAAAUAGGAUUGGUAAUGUUCCCUUGGCUAUGUCACAAAUUGCGACUAGGAUUCGUCGUAACGCAAUGACGAUUGAAGAAUUUCUUCAUCGACAUGGCAACAACUCACUGAUAAUAGAGCUCAACAAAGUACAAAGUCUCCCUCCCCAGGAACAAUACAGACAUACCCUGGCCACUGUCUGGGGGUUCGAGAAUUUUAGCCCGAAGGUACAGGGCUUGAUCUACACGAUGGUUUUCAUGGAUCCUGAUAAUAUAGCCGAAUUUAUUCUACAGCAGGGCUCUAUGGAUAUGGGCAACAUCCCUUACCCUAAGCCUGGAGAAGAGUAUCAAAGGGCAUGGGAGGAGUUGUAUAGGACAUCACUUGUCCAAAGAAAGAAGGAAACCAAAUCAUUGAGUUGGCAUCCAGAGGUUCAAGAGGUUGCAAAGAAUAAAAUGACCGAUGAUCAACAGCAAAAGUAUUACGAACACACGAUAGACAUUCUAUCUCGCGCCUGGCUUUACGCGGACGACCCAUUCACCCGGGAAAACUUCAAGCAAAAUGCAUGCGACGACGUCUUAUCGCACAUUCAGAGCAUUUUUAGGAUUUACAAGUCGCCACUCACCAACUUUUACAUAUCCACUCCAAGUGCUAAAAAGCUCGUAAAGCUACUGCAGGAAGCUGGGUGG